This is a messenger RNA of Cannabis sativa, 828 nucleotides long. RefSeq names its product NADPH:quinone oxidoreductase. Gene Ontology annotation, molecular function: oxidoreductase activity; FMN binding. The transcript is spliced from 3 exons. The record is from RefSeq and is a predicted model, not a curated record. Gene Ontology annotation, cellular component: cytosol. Lineage: Eukaryota; Viridiplantae; Streptophyta; Magnoliopsida; Rosales; Cannabaceae. The coding region runs from base 116 to 703 and encodes 195 amino acids.
UAUGAUUGCUACUUUGUUUGUGUCCCAAUAUAAAAGGCUCCCUCUACAUACAUACAUACAUACAUAUUAGAAAAGCAAUAUCAAUUAUCAAGUGAUAAAUAAAGAAGAAGAAUUUAUGGAGAAACCAAUAAUCAAACUCAAAGUAGCGGCUUUGUGUGGUUCUCUUCGUAAAGCCUCCUUUCAUCGUGGACUUAUUACUUCUGCGAUUGAGUUGAGCAAGGACCCAAUUUUCAAUGGGUUAUUAGAGAUUGAGUACAUAGAUAUCUCGCCUUUGCCCAUGCUCAACACUGAUCUCGAGGUCCAUGGAACUUAUCCGCCGCCCGUCGAAGCUUUCCGCCGAAAAAUUCUAGAAGCUGAUAGCUUUCUCUUUGCCUCACCGGAGUACAAUUACUCCGUCACUGCACCUUUGAAGAAUGCAAUGGAUUGGGCAUCUAGGCCACCAAAUGUAUGGGGUGACAAAGCUGCAGCCAUUGUGAGUGCUGGAGGGGAUUUCGGGGGCGGUCGAUCGCAAUACCAUCUUCGUCAAAUCGGAAUUUACCUAGACAUUCACUUCAUCAACAAGCCUGAGUUUUUCUUGAAUGCAUUCAAAUCUCCUAUGCCAUUUGAUAGUGAUGGCAAUUUGAUUGAUCAAUCCUCUAAGGAGAGGUUAAAAGAAGUUCUUUUAGCUCUUCAAGCAUUUACUUUGCGCCUUAAAGCUAAAUAAAUAAGCCAAUUUAUGUGAAAUAAUUUUAGCAUUUUGUCUUUUAGUAUAAAUAAGCCCUAUUUGGGAUUCACAACUUUUUUAUUAUGUGCUGUUUUCCAAUAUGCUAAUGAAAUUUAUGUUUUUAA